AUGAGUACCAUUAUCUUAUUCACUUAUGGAUUGGGAACUUAUGAAGAAUUAAUGAAGACCUAUAAUUUUGAUGAAGCCAUUAGACCAAAUCUUUUAAUCGGUUUUGGUACUCAAUUUAAAUUAAUACAUUCCGGAUUUGGUGAAAUCGCCCUUGGGGUUAUUCCUAGGCGAUUUAUAAAACCGAAGAAAAGAAAAUCGAUGCAAAUUUACAACCUGAAGAAUCUUGUAAAUAUGGUCAAAUGUCCCGGAGGACCUCGAUCCUACACCUCAAAAAGACGGACCGCGUAG
Messenger RNA from Funneliformis mosseae, 288 nucleotides. The record is from the annotation of a GenBank genome assembly. Lineage: Eukaryota; Fungi; Glomeromycota; Glomeromycetes; Glomerales; Glomeraceae.